Cuscuta epithymum is the source of this 1711-nucleotide messenger RNA. Lineage: Eukaryota; Viridiplantae; Streptophyta; Magnoliopsida; Solanales; Convolvulaceae. The record is from the annotation of a GenBank genome assembly.
CAAAAAUUAAUUUUUGGUGCAAGUUGUAGCACCGCCCAUUAUCUAAUUCAGAAUUCAUGACUAGCCAGCCAUUCAUUUGCAGAAAUUAAACAGGAAAAUGGCGAACAUGGUCUCCAAUAUGUCCGAUCUGAUCCAGCGCAUUACAGCACCUUGCCUGCUCCACCCGCCCGUCACUGCCGCCGAUCGCGAUAACGGAGAUUCCGACGAAGACAAGUACAACAACUCCAACUCCGGCGCGGAAAUCACUCACAGCGAAGACGACGAAGAAGGAGAAGAUUCCGAAAUCCCGGAAAGCAAUAAAGAGGAUCUCAGAGCUGAAAGGGUCCUAGAAAUGGAAAUGAUGUUGGCGGAAGUGUUCGAAGCGGUGGUGAACAUGAAGAAGGCGUACGUUAACCUGCAGGAAGCGCACAUUCCUUGGGAUCCGGAUAAGAUGCGCGUGGCUGACGUGGCCGUGGUGGCAGAGCUCCGGAGGCUGGGUAUCUUGAAGGAAAGGUAUAGGCGGAGUGUCGGCGCUGAUGGCGGCGGAAGAGGGAGGCGGAUUGUUGGGGCGGCGACGCUGAGGGAAGUGGUGGCGCCGUACGAGGCGGUGGCGGAUGAUUUGAGAAGAGAAAUGAAGUGUAAAGAAGCGGAGAUAGAGAACUUGAAAGAGAAGCUCAAAACGACGGCGUCGUUGACUCAUUGCAACGGGAAGAAAUUAAAGUCAAAGCAAAAAGUAAGCUGCAGCACUCAAGUGAAAGUGGCACUGCCGCCGGCGCCGGCACUAUUCGAGAACACGGUGAGUUUGGUAAAAAGAGCUACAAAAUCGUUCACGACGUUACUUCUCUCGCUGAUGCGAUCCGCACACUGGGACAUAACCGCGGCCGUGAGAUCCAUCGAAGCCGCCUCAUCUCCCGGCGCAACCACAUCCACGGCGGACUCGAUCAUCGGAACAAACCACGCAAAGUACGCAUUGGAGUCGUACGUGAACCGGAAAAUGUUCCAAGGGUUCGACCACGAGACAUUCUACAUGGAUGGCAGCCUCUCCUCCCUCCUCAACCCGGACCAGUACCGGCGGGAGUGUUUCACUCAGUACCGGGACAUGAAGGCCAUGGAUCCAGCCGAGCUGCUGGGGAUACUCCCGAAUUGCGGCUUCGGGAACUUCUGCUUCAAAAAAUAUCUGGCGAUGAUCCACCCCAAAACGGAGGAGUCUCUGUUCGGAGAUCUGGAGCAGAGGCGGCAGGUUCUGGCGGGAAACCACCCGCGGAGCCAGUUCUACGGGGAGUUUUUGGAGCUUGCGAAGGCGGUUUGGCUGCUGCAUCUAUUGGCGUUUUCUCUGGAACCGCCUCCGCCGAGCCAGUUCGAGGCGAGUAAGGGAUCGGAGUUUCAUCCGCAGUUCAUGGAAAGCGUGGUGAAGCAUUCCUCUGGAGGGAGAUUACUAAAUGUGGGGUUAGUUGUUGGGUUUCCGGUGAGUCCUGGGUUUAAGCUUGCAAAUGGGUCUGUUGUGAAGGCUAGAGUUUAUCUGGUUCCCAGGUGAGGCUAAUGAGGAAGAGUUUUUUCUUAAAUGUGUCAAAUGCCCUUAUGCCCAUAAUUAAUCAGACACAUAACACUGUGAAUCAAUAAUUUCAGUAAUUUGUUUUUUAUGCAUCCUCUUUCACGUUCUUUCUUAUGACUCCUCUUGUUUUUGGGGUUUGGUCAUAGAUAUUACUAAUUAAAAGGAUUUUGACAAAUCUAG